Topomyia yanbarensis is the source of this 15478-nucleotide messenger RNA. It is a transcript of the gene orb2, whose product is annotated as cytoplasmic polyadenylation element-binding protein 3. Gene Ontology annotation, cellular component: nucleus; cytoplasm; neuron projection. Gene Ontology annotation, biological process: negative regulation of cytoplasmic translation. Gene Ontology annotation, molecular function: ribosome binding; mRNA regulatory element binding translation repressor activity; mRNA 3'-UTR binding. The transcript has 10 exons. NCBI's taxonomy places the organism in Eukaryota, Metazoa, Arthropoda, Insecta, Diptera, Culicidae. Bases 1050 to 3767 code for a protein of 905 amino acids. The record is from RefSeq and is a predicted model, not a curated record.
CCAUCCGAAUGCGGGAGGAGGUGGUAGCAUAGGUUUUUGAGCUCGGAAACACAGGCAGCUGCCGCCAGAACGUAGCAAAACUUCACUCGGUGCGGUCGUCGUAACAUCAGAGGCAAAGAACCCGUGUUUGUGUGUGGCUGGCCCCAAAACGCGCUCUCGGGUAUUCCCCUAACAAUCUAUUCAAGAAAGAAAAAGAAAAAGUCACCUACAAGUGGGAAACAGUCGUCGUCAGCUUUCUGAACCUUCAAAACAAGUCUACGGAAAAGCAAUCGUAAAAGAGAUAUCCUAAUUUUAGCUUGGUUGGUUCGCUACGAAGCAAGCAGGAAGGAGUAACCGGAAAAGAAAGCAGCAGCAGCAGCAGCAACGAACUGCAGACUCAGCUCGUGUGCUUCUAAAGCUCUAAUCACUAGUGUGUUGUACAAAUUAUUCAGGUUCACAGCCAGAAAAUUUCAGCAGUUGAAACGCGGGUGCUAUUUCGGAUCGAACUGGAGUGGAAUAACUUAAGCGAAACGCGACAAGUUUCAGAACCAAUUCGCUGAACUGCAGUCAGUGCUACGUGCGUGUGUUGCGAAUAGUCACAGAGGCAUAAAAAUAUUUAUAUUCCAGAGUGUUAGCUAAUUGAAAGGCUUUAAGUUUUGCUAGUCCAAAAGUUUGUUUCAACGUCGUUUUUUGUAACUUUUUUAUAAAUAUAUGUCAACCAAAUAAAAAAGUGAGAUUUGUAACGCAUCUUGAGAUAUAGAGAUUAGUUUUCUAAGCCGAACACGUUUGCGGCAAACCAAAAAUAGUUAAUGUUGAUGUGUAGUGCAAGUGUUUUAAACUAGUGAAAGUGUUUAUUUUUCUACCUUCAAUCGAGUUCUUAGGAAGAGGAGAAAAAAAAGUUUGUAACAUAAAUCGUUUGUAUAAAGAAAAAAAAAGAAUUUUGAAAUUAUCACAUCGUUAUUCAGAAAUCUUUCGAAAGCUAGCCAUAAGUCGUUAAAAGUAACCGUUUUAAAAUAGUCAUUCUUGAACAUAAAUCGGCGGUGCAUUUCGGUGUGUUUUCGAACCUCUAAAUGGGUGAUUUUAUGUACGGUAGUUCAGUACUGGCGAAUGAUUCGUGCGUGUCCAGCCAGUCGCUGCUAGACACGUUGAGCAUCAACAACCUGCUGAACAUUAAACACCUGACGAACGGAGCUGGUGUCGGCGGCAGUAGUGUUGGUGGGGGUGGUGGUGGUAGUGGUCACAGUCCUUCUGCAGCAGCGGAAUCAUCAACGGUUACCAGUCUCAGCUCGGCUUCGUUGAUAGUGGACUCCAUCGUGGACAACAAUAACAGCAGCAAAAAAUCAAACAUGCCAGCUACGAGCAGUGCCGGAGCAAGUGGUAUAGAUGAAUCGGGGCACAUGAUGAGCAAUUCCUGCAAUUCGGGAGUAAGCAUUCCAACCAUCACGACCGCAAUUUCUUCGGAGUGUGCUUUGACUCCUACCAGUGUGAACACCUUGUCUCUCCAGCUGAACACACAGCAGUCCGAUGACGACACAUCAACCUCGUCACUGCUGAAUGGAGGAGGUUCCGUCGCGUCUCCUAUCGCUUCACUGAACAGUCACAAUAACAACAACAGCUCGAACUCAGCCAACAAUAAUCUCCUGAUUGAGAACUCCGAUCUACAUCUUCCCAGCGCCGCCGAUGAACUUAGUCUCAAGGCAUCCGAUCUCAGCUGCCUGGGUGUAACUGCCAGUAUGAUGAACGGAGGAUCCUCAUCGCACAUGGUUCUUCCUCCGAACGGGCUGAACUUUGGAACACCGUCGGAUCACAGUCCCUGGUCCACCAGUUUGGAUGAGGCGACUAGCUCUCACCUGUCGAUCAAUGGUUUAGGCGGAUUCCAAAACUACUCAAACAAUCACCUGUACAAUGGAGCUGCAGUAGCUGCUGCAGCGGCUGCCGCUGCAGCUCAACAGCAACAACGCCGUGCCAUCACCGCUUCCCACGGAGGAUUCCCACAUCACGGUCUGUCUCCCAAUAACAGUGCAGUUGUUCAUUCUGCUGGUCCGAACCAUAUGAUUCAACAUCCCGCUGCUCAGAAUCAACAGCAGCAAAACCAGUUCAAAAACUCCUACCCAACAUGGUCCAAUCCUGGCCCGGCUGGUCCGUGGUCCCAGCAGCAACCGCAGCAGCAUCCCCAACAGCAGAAUCCAAUGAACUCCUGGAACCGGGGCCGUUCCGUACCGAACAUGAAUCUCGGUAACGGUCUUUCCGGUGGCAUCCAUUCCCGUAAACAUCACAACAACCUAAAUUCCCAAUCUCAAUCGCUUUCACCGUACGCCAACCACCUACACCAGCAGCAGCAGCAACAGCAACAGCAACAACAACAACAACAGCAACAACAACAGCAGCAACAACAGCCCCAUCUCCAGCAAUCGUUGAACAUGGCAUCUAACCUUAUCAACUCACCGUCAAAGUACCGCCGCAGUACUUCGUAUCCGGGUAAAUCCGGGAUGCCCAACUCCGGUGUUAGUGGUGGUGGUGGUGGCGGUUUCGGUGCUGGUCCGCUGGACGUUGUCCCGUUAGACGACUCCCGAGAUCCAUUCCUGUCAUCCUAUCAGGACCGCACCGGAUUAAACAAUGGAUUAGAUAUGCGUUCGCUGGAGCACUGCCUCAGUGACAUCAUGCGGAACGUUGGCGAAGCUUCCCAGCCGGAUCAUCUGAAAGGAUUCCUCAACUGCAACACGAACACGCUGCAGUCGCUAGCUCAGCUACACGGAAAACUCGAUUUCCACGAAUUCAUACCAGGCAAACCGUUCUUCUCCGGAUUAGACGAGCACAUUUCGGACGAGGCUGGCGGUGGCGGAAACGGAGGUGGUGGCUACGUGGGCAGUACCAACAAUCACCAUUCCCAACAGCAACACCAUCAUCAACACCACCAGCAGCAUCAUCACCACCACCAGUUGGGCGGUCUCGGCUCACCAGCUCGAUCGUCACCGCACUCGAACGGUUCGGAAUCGACGGAACGGUUCUCGCGGAAGGUAUUUGUUGGCGGUCUACCACCGGAUAUCGAUGAGGAGGAAAUCACCACGUCAUUCAACCAGUACGGAGCUCUGGUCGUCGACUGGCCGCACAAGGCCGAGUCCAAAUCAUACUUUCCACCGAAGGGAUACGCGUUUCUGCUGUUUCAGGAGGAGCGUGGCGUCCAAAAGCUCAUCGAGACGUGCCACCCGGAGGAUGAUAAGUUGUACAUCACCGUGUCAUCACCGACGAUCAAGAACAAGGCAGUACAGAUUCGUCCCUGGCGUCUGGCAGAUGCCGACUACGUGCUAGAUGCUUCUAUGCCACUGGAUCCGCGCAAAACGGUCUUUGUCGGGGGCGUUCCGAGACCGCUGAAAGCAUAUGAGCUGGCAACUAUCAUGGAUCGCUUGUAUGGAGGUGUUUGCUACGCUGGUAUUGAUACCGACCCCGAAUUGAAGUAUCCGAAGGGUGCCGGUCGAGUGGCUUUCUCAAACCAACAGAGCUACAUUGCGGCUAUUUCUGCCCGCUUUGUGCAGCUGCAGCACGGAGACAUCGACAAGCGGGUCGAGGUAAAGCCGUAUGUCCUGGACGAUCAGAUGUGCGACGAGUGCCUGGGCCAGCGAUGCGGUGGCAAAUUUGCACCGUUCUUUUGCGCCAACGUUACCUGUCUAAAGUAUUAUUGCGAACACUGUUGGGCCCACAUCCACUCGCGCUCCGGUCGCGAGUACCACAAACCCCUCGUCAAGGAAGGUGCAGAUCGGCCCCGGGCAGUACCUUUCCGCUGGUGUUAACGCCAGCCCCCACGAUCAAUGUCGACUGCAGCCGGAAGGACAGCACAAUCUGCUUUCGGGAACGCAAUAUCGAUGAGAUCGGGUCACAACAACAACAGCCACCACCAGCAACAACCGCAGCAUCACCAAAACCACCAACAGCAACAUCACCACCAUCAGUCAGUUGCUGGUAAUUCUAGCGCCACUUCCACCGGUACUAUUGGCGCUAGCUUUCACGGGUUUGGUCACCCAGGGUCAUCAAACUAUGUACCUCCGCCACCGUCGUUUCCCUGGACUAAUAGCAACAACAGCAGCAGCAGCAAUACUAGCAACACUGGUCUCGGAUUCGGUACCAAGUCCAGGCACAAUCUUGGGAGGGUAUCGACUUCGGGUGGUUUCUUGGCCCCACCACCAACGCGUUACAGUUCAGGUGGUGCCGGUGGAUGUGUCAAUGGCGGCAAUAGUUCUGCUGUGCUUGUAUCCAACAGCGGCAGUAGCAGCCCUUCCUCGAUUCGCUGCAGUAGUUCGAUUGAUCAGGCCCUCGCUAGCGCAGGUGCGGUCAGUAGUUUUAGUACGAAACAUGAAGACAUUUUCAAGCAGCAUCAGCGAAAGAUGCAACAGUAACAGUUACAGUCGUCGCUCUCGACAUCUGCUGCCUCCAGUGGCGCGUUCGGGAACUAACACUAGACUUGAAAUAGCGACAAUUUCACGCGAGAAGCGAUUUUUAUAAACCAACAGAAUAGUUCGAUUUUCUACUCUACCUUUAGAACCUAGGAAUAGUCUAGUGAGCAAAAAAAACAAGAGAAAACGUGUUUUUUGUAAAAAGCGACAUAUUACGGAACAAAAAAAACAUGAAGUAUUAAAGCGAUUGGUCAACAGAAUGAGUAGUAAGAAAGAAAAAAAAAACAAACAAAAAUGAUAAUAAUCUUUCCUCGCUCUCAACCACCUGGCAUGUAAACUAACAUGCAGGAACGUAUAGAGAGCGAUACCAAUAACAAAACAAGAUUGAGUUACAAAGCUAGUGAGUACUGUUUAUAAUUCGUUCACUUUUUAUAUUGAGAUGCGUUUUGUUAACUUUUGUAUGAAAUCGAAUUAGAGCAUUGUAUAUCUAUAUAUAUCGUACAGCUGCUGAUUUAAUGAUAAAAUCAGCUAGUAAAAACAACCUAAAUGAAGUAAGAAAUUUAAUAUGACACUUGUAUUUAAUCCGAUAUCAGCUGAAAAACUACACAUUCAUAUAAAAGACGAGGUAAUAUUGUAAAUAUGAUACCAAAAUACUACGAAAAUAAAAGACCGAAGAGAGAAGACAAAACAAAAUCAUGCAAAUCAUUUUUGUGAUAGGUAUUUUUGUAGACAUCCAAACUCAAAUCACUGUCAAAUAAGAUAACGCAGAGAAUCGAUCGAAAGUCAUUAAAGAGUAUCAUCCAAACAUUCACAACAUAUACUUGAAUCGUGUAUCGGGUCAUCAUCAUAGCGAUUUUUAAAUGAAUCUAAAAAGAACCACUGUUUUUGAUAAGCUACUAUUUUCAGUAAAAAAAAAUAUUAAACAUCUUAUCUAAAAUGCUAUGCAUGUUUUGUUUUAAAAACGAAGCAAACUUUUCCAACAAAAAAUCCAAUUCCUUAGUACCUAGUCAAGUUUUGUUGUUUUCUUACGACUGUUAUCUAUCUGCGUAAAAAACUGUUUGUUAUGCAUAUAAGUAUGAGAUAGAACCCUACACCCAUAGCUAUUAAUAAGUAUUUCUUAGUUUCUGUUGGACUUUUUUCGGCAAGCAUGCUAAGUUACUUCUUUGAAUAUCGGCAAGAUCGCCGCGAUCGAAUGUGUAAAUAACUAGCUAACAAACAAAAAAAAAAUGAAACACUUUAUCAACGACAAAAGAAUAUCUGAAGGCUCUGUCAAGACGAGACGAAGCAAGAAUAAUGUAAUACAAUACGCAUAAAUAGAUAAAUGAAGACCACCUAAAUCUGCGAUACAUUAGAAAACAUAAUUGAUCAUCAAUUUGGGUUCCCGAUGAAAAGAUAAGGAUAAGCUAGAAUCUGUCUAGUUCUGUAUGUACUUAAGUCUCCCAUACCCUGGCCGAUUUCGGAAUUUUGAUGGUUCCGGUCCAAUUUUCUGCCACAAAUCACUGUUCUAGUUUCGACAAAAAAGGGAGCGGGUUUGCAAUAAGUGAAAAGGGUGUGGAAAUAUUUUUCUAGAGCAUAUUUAAAGGGAAGCAAAAAACGUUCGUGUUCAAAGUUGUGUUUGCUUUAAGGAUGUGCAAUUUUUGUUAUGGCAUUAGAUACGAUUACAAAAAAAAUGAUACAUACUUAAGGUUGAACGAAGACUAGUAUGAAAAUCGAAGACGAAAGCAGUUUUGUUCUACAACGAUUUACUUCAUUAAAAUCAGCAGUACUGCUACCAUACUCUGCAUAAUUCUGUGUUCAACCUUAACUAUUCUCAUGCAUGUUCUAGAAAUCGGUUUGGCCGAAGCUGCAAUAGACGUUUACCGCGAAAAUUCUUGUGUUAGAAAUUCGGGCUUUCUUUGGAAAAACAAGUUAAGGAUAGUUUGAGAAAUUGUGUUACCCUUUUGUCGGUCUGAGCUUUCAAGAUUUAGGAACACAUAGGAUUACUGAAGUAUAAAAAAAUUUCCAGUACCUACACUUACCAUUAACAAUAUAGGCGUACCGGGGUUAAUUGGAAGCUUCAUCCAAUCCUGUUCACUAGUUCCAGUACCGUUGGAUUGACAAGUGAAUCCACAAAAACAUUUACGAAAUAUCUCGGUUUCUUUCAGUUCAUCAGAACGAUUCAUUUAACAUUUAUCCACCAUCGCAUUUCUACAGAACCACCAAAAUUGCUUACGACACCUACAAGACGAUGGAUCAGGAAAAUUAACCAGGUAAAAACUAGAUUGGAUGCGGUAAUUCAAUGUAACUGACUUACCUGUGGGAGUACGGGCAACUUCAUCUCCAAGGAUCCGUUACUGCUCUAAAGCGACGUGAUAAAAUCUCUACGGGUACAUAGUCUGGGGCUAAUCGAGCACAAUCUUCUGAACGUUUCUUGCGGUAUGAUCCUCUGCUGCUGCACUUCAUAUGUAUUAGGUUCACAUCAAUUUCGACAAGCAAUCCGGAUUCAAUGUGUUUGAUUGUAUAAACGGGGCUCAUUGAACAAUUGAACAGUCAACAUAAACUUGAACGUGAACAAAAUAUUAACCACAGACAAAUAGACAUAGCACUCAAUUCCAAAUAGCAAGCUGCACGCAGGAAAAAGUUUUCAACAAUUGAAAAUUAAAUUUAUAUAUCAAAUUGAAUAUUUUAAUUGUAAUUUAUUUAUUGAAUUCAACGAGGGGAACGACAAUCCGUGAUUUAUUGAUGAAAUAAACAUAUAAUUUAUAAUUCUGAACCCCAGUUAAGCUCAGCCGGAAAUGAACUGGAAUUCCGGCUGGUUCCAGUUCGCAUUCCGGCUCCAGUGACACAACCGAUUCUAGUUAGAAUCGGUUGUGUCCAAGGGGUAGAUCACUUGUGAUGCAUUUUUAAAAAUCAGCGAAAUCAAAAUGCAUUUAUUUCCAUCAAAAUAGAAAUUCAUAAUGUAUUUUGCGUUGCGUGCAAUGUUGUUUGCGUUGCGUGUAAGACGUCAAAACCCUACAGAAAAACUAGCCCUACAUUUAACAAAACAUCGAACAAAGUGGAUCAGCGUAGGACGUUUGUUAAACAAACUUUUCUACGAGGCAGUGCAAAGCUGAUGCAAAAAUGGAAAUUAAAUACAUUUUUUCAAUUUGAUGCAAAUUUGUUAUACAUUCUUAGAGUGAUCUGCCCCUAGGUUGUGUCACUGGAGCCGGAAUACGAACUGGAACCAGCCAGAAUUCCAGUUCAGUUCCCGCUGAACUUUACUGGGACGGAUUGAUAAAGAUUGGCGUUGGUUAGUUCGAAAUAGAUUCGCAUUUCCAACAUUUCUUGAGAAUGACCGAUGAUGGUUUGAAACAAUCGGUGUUAUGUCAGACCGGACUAAGUCGCAAAAUAUCAAAAAAUGAGAUAAUUAUAGCAAUGGAUAAAGAAUUUUGUCAGCUACAUUCGACUUUUGCCAGAUUUGAAAUAUGUAACAAUAAACAAGAAUUACUGCAAAAAUUAAUUUCCAAUCAUAAUGUAAAGGAUGCUGCGAUUCAAACUUUAAACUCGUUUUUCUCGAAAUCAAUAUUUUGUCACUUAGUCCGGUCUGACUUAACACCGACCAAACGUGUCAUGAAAACAAUUGAAUGAUAGAGCUUUUAUUUAAAACAUCAUAUCUACAAUCGACAAUAAGACCCUUUGUUUACUUUCUCUUUUGAUUUUUACGGCGUCGCUGAAAAGUGUUUCACUUAUUUAACAAUACAGAUCGAAAGACGGUGCUUUUGACUACCAUGUUAUAUAAAGUGACCAGACCAUGAUGAUUAAAAUACAUCAGCUAAAUUUGCACGUUCCACGAUUAUAAACUUUUAUGAGUAAAAUAUGAGUGUACAAUGUAUUAUUCGAAUAGAAAUCAGCAUUUUGGUAAAUGCGGGACCAGACCUUGAAAUCCGGGACUGUCCCGCCUAAUCUUGGACGUCUGGUCACUUUAAUAUUAUACAAAGAGUUGAGGGAUAAAUGUUAAAGCGACAGAAUUAUAAACAAAAGAGAAAGAAAAAUGAGUCACUCAUUGUAGAUAUGUCUUUUUGGGCUCAAGAAUUGCUCAAAAUUCACGUUUUGACAGUUUCAGUGCUCGAUGAAACCAACCCAGUUAAGCUCAACCGGAAAUGAACCGGCAUUCUGGCUGGUUCAAGUUCGCAUUCCGGCUCAAGUGACACAACCGAUUCUAGUUAGAAUCGGUUGUGUUACUGGAGCUGGGAUACGAACUGAAACCAGCCAGAAUUCCAGUUCAUUUCCGGCUGAACUUUACUAGGAAAACAAAACAAUUCCAGCAGGAAAACUGCAGGACCACAUCAAAACAAAAAGAAAUUCGAGUAAAAUUGGAUUUAGAUUGAAUAGAUUUAUUGUAAUUUCAUCGAGUUUUUUGACAACGCUCGACUGGUUAGAAAAUAGUUUAAAUUUUGCAAAAUUACCGGAAAAAAUACAAAUUCAUGCAAAACUGAACGGAAUAUAACAAUUAUUCUGAAGUGACGUUCCUCUCGGAACUAAAUAAUAUUAUUGUUUCAAUAAACAAAAAUUAAAGUUCCUCUUUUCAAUAAUUUAAUUGAAAUUAAAGCAAAAUUAUUUGAUCAAUAAUAUGGUCGUUUGGAGCAAUAAACUAUACAUGAUUGAAUUUAUAGUUUUCUGCAUGUGAGAGCAAUUCUCAUUAGAGUGUGAAAGCCAACUGUUAAAUUUCGACCGAACUUUUGCUCGUCAAGGUUGAUGAUUGUUUACAAAAAAGAAUGCAGAGAAUUGUUUUUUUUCAUGUCGGCUGCAGUGCUUGGCGGCGAAAAUAACGGUUUCUUCUGAACCUCUUCUCAAAGCCAUGUAUGUUUCGAAAUCGUCCAAUGAAGGAUGUUCGUUUGAACAACGCUGGUCAACGUCUAACAAAGCGUUCAACAGAACCGUUGAACCCGUGUUGGACGACUUUGAAACAACUUGUUCCCAGUCACCGUACCCUAGCAGAAUGGUCGCAGAAGUUGAGCAAAGCGAAAUUGAUGCUGGCAGAGUUUCCGCGAGCGUUUUGUGCGAGAAUUCUGGCAAAGAAUUCGCUCAAAUGCAACAACCGUUUCUGACAGUUGGCACGGUAAAGAUGGACACGUCUAUCGAUACCAGGACACAUGUUAGUGAACUCGGGUGACGCGUAGAUAUACUGCCUAAGCUCGACCCUCAUUAACAGAAGACAAAGCUUAAGCCCGUACGAUAUUAAGCCUGUUCUAAUGACCCUGCCACUUCUAGUUUUCCGAUCUGUUUACUUCACAUCCUUGCUCUCACUUGAGUACUAUGGCUCUAAUUUUCAUAACUUUCCCUACCCAGUAAUCUCUAGCUAGCUGAAAAAAAAUGUAAAAUGUAAAAAAUAUAAAAAAAAGUUUCUGACAGAAGUGGACUAACCGAUGCUGCUAACUUUUAGCCAGACUCCAGCCAGUAAUAUACGGUCAGGAUUUCUGUACGCUACCUGCCACAUAUUUGUCAGAUGUUUUGCUCGAUUCAUGCUGAUAUUCUACCAGGUAGGAAUUGCCAGGAUCUUUGCACGGUUUAUUUUCGAGUUGUGCCAGAGUUUUGCUCGGUUCUCGGUCACAAUUUACCAGAAAACGCUAGCGAAACCGAGUUCCCCCUAGUUCAGCUAAUCCGACACGAUGCGCGCAUAAAUCUGACAAGGCUACUAAACCAAGACUGACAGAAAACUGGCAGAACGGUCUCUGCCAGAAAAUUUGGUGACUGGGAUUUAGGAUUCUCAGUACGAAGUGAACUUUAAUAGUUCGUUGUUACGCCCUUAUCAUACGUUAAUCAAGAUCCUUUACACAUAGAAAAAAUGUUGGGUGGAUUAAAAAUUAGCUCUUUGCAAGAGACAACCAUUUUACGCAUAACUUAAAAGUAAAUUUCUAUUCUUGGUUAGAUUAAAGGUAUAACUUUGGUUGUUUUUUGUUAAGACCUAAUAAUAGCAGCGAACAAAGAAAUCAAUGACAUAGAUGAGGUGAGCAAACACAAUUUGAAAUCCGAAGUCAGUGGUAUAUUUUAAUCAGAUUAGCCGGUGUUUCUAUUUUUAUAUUAGUCGUACUACAAAAGUGAAUAUUAAUUGAAUGUAGGAAUUAUUCCUUCCCGAUACAAUGUAAUUUUUUAUUUUGAAAGGGAAACUAUGUCGUUUUUUUAAAACAUUUUGGAACGAAAAUACUGGCAAAUAGAAGAAAAUUAUCGAAACGAAGGCGAGACAAAUCGUUCCGAAAUGGCAUGGAAACAUCCGAAAGCGACAAAACUCUAAACUACAAAAUUCAACAAAUAUGGCUGACAAAAAAGGAAAACGACGCAUAAAUGCUGAGACGGAACCAUUCUGCAAUCAUAAUCUUCCAAAUAGUUAAUGAGAAUAAAAAACCAAAAUAAUACACACAAAUUAUAUAUGAGUAGCCUUUUCAUACAAGUUGAUUCAUCCUGCUAGAGGAGCAUGGAUCAAAAUCCUGUACUGUAGUUAUGCCAGUGUUGGAAGUGUGCACUCUCGGAAAUGAUAUAUUUUUCUAACACUCGGAUUGUUCGUCCAGCAAUUCUCUGGGGUCACAAUUAGGCAAAACUAUAGUUAAUUGAAAGUUCGGUUGAUCAAUGUUUAGCGAUAUAUUCAGAUUUUGUGUUCAGCAACGCCUGAUUAAUGAUGAAUGUUACAAAAGUAAGUCAAAGUAAUUUUGUUACUCGAAAUUCAACUGUUCAGCAAAAUUGUCCUAAAUCUGGAUAUUACAAACAUUACCAUUGACAGGGUAAAUGACUUCAAUACGACGGAUUUUUUUUUCGAAUGAAUGUUAUUUGAACUGGGUCAUUAAAUGAAUAAUACAAUCUUUGUUUACUGUACAUCAAUAGAAAUCAGCACCGCCGCACAAUUACAUGCCAAAAACUAGAGCUGUAAUUAGUUCAAUCAUUUUGAACCGUUGAAAUGUCAAAAAAUUACAAAAAAAAUUGUUUGCAAAUCUGAAUUAUCACGACCACAUCGAUCAUUGAAAUACCUUGAUCCCUGUCCUUUUGCUGGGAUAACUGUCAAAAAUUGCAACCCACGUGGCUAAAUUGAUGUCUGGCAAGGAAGAUCGAUAGUGUCAAACGAGGACGUGUUUACUUAUUUUAAAAAAAAACCUAUUAAAAUCAUCCUAAAGUUCUAAAGGUUGAAAGUUUAAGUUGUUAUAUUUAGAAAGAUGAGGUCUAUCGGUUUAUACAGCAAAAGGAGAAUUUUUUUCUUCCAAUCGAAAUUUUUUUUAGAAUUUCCCAAUUCAUACGUGAUUGCGCUGAAUAUCAUAAGAUUUGAAUUAACAGACCGAAGUGUAGUCACGGCACUGUGAUCAGAACCUUUAAGGAUUGGAUUAUGCAUUGUUACAUUUAGAAAGUUGAGCUCUUUCGGUGUAUAGGUAAUCAAAGAAUUCUUCGUUUAAUCAUCCAGUUCUCAAAAUCGACAAAAAUUCAACUGGAGUUAAACUCGAUCGGAUCACAUUAGAAUAAUUAAUUUGUCGUAAUGAAUAAUUUCAAAGAUCUCGUUAGAAAUAUUCUAAAGUUCAAUGAAAACAAAACCCGUUAAUGGGUGUUAUUAUGCAAAUAUGAAUAUGAUUGAUGCUCUGAAAGUUCAAAUUUUGCUACAUUCGUGCUUAUGAAUAUUAAAAAUGUUGAAUACGAUAUUUUCAAUUCAUCGAGGUACACGUUGUAUUUAAUUUUUGUUUUAAAUCAUAAAAUGUCAGAAUUUAUGACAUUCUUGUCUAUUUUUAUUUAAAAUGUUUGUCACAGUCAGAGAACUGCAUGAACUGCCCAGAUCUAAUUUUACAACAUGGUCUAUGUAAUUAGGAUAGGAAGCAGACUGACAAGAAAAAUUAGUCGAGCCUACCCUUACCUGAGAUGGAUCCCAUUGCUCCCACCAGGAGGAUUCGCUCCAAUUCUCAACCAAAUUGAACAAUGCAACCUGACCAACGUUAUUCGAAUUCGUAUGGGUUUUUUCGACUUUUUGUGGGGAAAAAAAUCUACUAGACCGUUUUAGUGUCUUGUACAGUAAGUUUAAAAGACUUGUUUUUGUUUAUAACAUUGCCAAAGACUACUAAUCGAUUCAACUUCACAAGGAAAAAAUUAAUAUGAUUUUAGCCUGUGAAACUUCGAGCUCUUUGAUCCGAUAACAAAAAUUGGUAAAUUUGCUUCAAAAUUGAAGAAGAUUCGGUUCAGGUGGCAAAAAAGUCGAACAGUGAGGUGCUGGGCUAAGAGAAGAGAAGACAAUCGCGUAGCCAAUUUGAUCCAGUCUUAACCUCAAUAUUGAACCAGCUUCUGAUUGGUCGUUUUGCCAGUCAAGAGCGUUCAUAAUAUUUUCAAACGGGAUGAAAAACAGUGCUGCUGAAUUUAUUUUGGCUAUUUUUCAUACACAUGAGCAUUUCAUGCAAAUUGAAUAAAUACCCUGAAUGACGAUAUAACUACGUGUAUUGUUAAGAGAGACACGAAUAAACAUAAAAUUCAAUUUUUAAAUGCAGCUAGUAUUGUGAAUUCUUGACAGAGGGUCGAUAUUUGAGGUACAAUUAUUUUCAGCAAUUGUGAAAAACAUGCAAAUGGAAUCUGGCAACGAUGGAUGCUUGUUAUCUUUAGAAUUACGACAGGGCCUGGUAGAUAAAAUUAAGAAGAGCAAGAAGCCUGUUGUCGUCAAUUCUCUUAGGUGCUGGGCUCAAAAGUCAGCUGUCCAAUCUGUGCGAGUUCCAACCAGGAAGGAUACUUAUUGUCAGUAGAAUCCUUCACAUCAAACAACGACUGACAAGUCUGUCAAAACAGAAGAUUCCCAACAGAAAGUAGCACUAACGGUAUCUGAUUCAUUUUUUCCUAAUCGCUUCAAUCCAUAACAGAACUUCAGCAGUUCCCUAACUCGGAGUUUUACUGAUUUGCCUAAUUAAUUAACGGAAUUUUCGUAUUUAUAAUCACAAAAUUACUGGAGCGAUUUUGUAGAACAAAACAUCUAAUUAAUCACACGUUUCAAGGUUUCGUAAGCAGAGGAUACUAGUUUUGCUAACGACUAUUACAUUUUGACUCAGCAUCAUAUCGAGUCCGAAUGACAAAAAUAAAAAUCUAUGCAUAGCGAUAUUUUUUUCCAUACUAUUACUGGUAGAGAAUUUCUAAUAGGAGCAAUUUUUUAACAUUCGUUCAUCGAGUAGCUAUGGCAAAAACGCAAACGUAAAACGAAAUACAAACAAAAAGGGUUUAUAUUUGUAAUCUAUCCACACAAUAUACACAAAAACACUCAAAUACUCACUUUCAACUUGAAGCAAGAGAGUAAGCAGAAGAAAAAAAAAACAUACAAAUCCAAUGUGGAAAACAGCAAUGCGAAAGUAGUAAACGGUACUUUUAGUACAAAGCAAAAGAGUAAAACAUAUAAGUAGAUAAAUUCAAUUUUAGUACUAUUUUAAAGCUGCUUUGAGUUGGCAAACAAAUCGUUCUCAAAAGUUUUAACUCUGGUUUAACUGAUCGUCGAUCUCAAGAUUCAAAAGGUCCACCAGCUGAAGAUUGUUCUAAAAAAAGUGUAAAUGACACCAGGAAGCAUGACACAAGAUCACGAAUACAACCAAAUGCUUUCGUACCUGAGAAAUGAAAAAACUUGCAAGAAAAAAUGGGAAAAACGGUAAACACGAAUAUAUUUUUCUACUCACAUCUGGACAGAAACAGUUCCCCUUAUUGCCAUAAGAGUGCCAUUUAUCAAGAUUGUACUAAAAUCAGUCUACCAUCGUAAGCAAAGUUAUUUUCGUUAAGUUUCUUGGUGUGAAAUAUUUCACUUUGACGGAGGAAGACGGAGAAGCUUCUAACUUUCCGGCUCUGCAUGGAUACAUGUUCUUGGGGUCACAUGAGUGUAUAAUAUGUACUCAUAGAAAACUGAAAAUAGAGACAGUUACCGAUGAACGAAAAGCGUGUAACAAUUGUAAAAAGGUACAGUUUUACACCCUUUUUUGUACUGUUUGCAUGUAAAAGCUAUCGUAAUAGGCUAAAAGGAUGUAAGAAAAACCAAUAAUUAAUAAUAUAUACGACAAUUAUAAGAAGGAGACGUAAACAGAUUCAAGCAAAUUACCCACUUUUACUCCAAUAUUGAUCAUAGCGACAGAAUACAACCAAAAGUCUAGACGUAGUGAUCUGAAAGGUAAAGGUAAGCUUUUCCACUAUAGAAAGUCUAUCUCAACUUCAAAUGAACGAAUCGUACGAACUCAUUAGUUGAAUAAUAAAAAUUCAAACCAAAAUUGCAAACCGAAAGAUUGAAACAAAGCAAAUAGAUGUAACGUAAGAAAUUUUGUAUUUCUGUUUUAAUAUUUUUGUACAGCAGCAACAAUGACAUUCGAGUCAAAGGAAAAAAACACGCAAACGUAUUUAUCUCCUUUUAUACCUUUUCAUAAAACCCCUAAACUAAUUAAGAUCAAAAUCUACGGGCAUAAAGUGUAUAAGCCGAAUCGUUCUUAAUUUUCUACCCAGCUCGUCGUGUGAGAAAAACGAAUAAAAAAAAAUAAAUAAUUAAAAAGUCUAUAAGCAAAAGAAGUCAGAUAAACGAUAUCUAGAGGUACUUGAAAGUUGGAAUAUCCCAAUGAUAUUAGUCAAAUUUCUCAAUAGUACAGAUAUAUAUUGAAUCAAAGCCACACAAAAUAACAAUUGUAAUCCAACCCACACAUAAGUAAUAAAUCAUACGACAGCCAUUUAUUCCGAAUUACUUGAUUUUUUACAGCCCAUGAAGCACCAGAGGCAAAUGUCCUGGAGAACUUUUAUUCUGUAGUAUUUAAAGUCGGUUCUUAAAGAUUUUUUUUCUUUUCGUAAUCCACAAAAUAAGUCAUUAUAUUUCAAACCAUAGCUCUACAUUGACGGCUGGUAUAAUUUUUUCUUCCUUUAUCUGCACAAUAAAAAUACUGAUGGUGCCAUGCCGACGGAUUAUUUGUGAGUCGCGACCAUGUUCGAUUUUCUUGCAUUUUCACAUCUUUCUUGAUUUUCAUAAGUUGUUCUCCAUCAUCAACGGCUCCCAGCAUAAGCUGAAAUAAAACCCAUACCAUUAAAUGAAGUGGCAACUGUUCGUCGAAAAACUCAAUCAACAAUUUCCCUAAUUAUCUGUGUGAAUGUAAUGCUUGAUAUGAAUAGCCGAUGAAAAAGAAAAAAAAAACAAU